GGUGCCCAUCUGGAAUUGCAUAAACAAACCUCGCUACUGGAAUAAAAUCACAAAUAUGUCGUUUAAUAUCAUGCAAAAGCUGACCAUGCAGUGCCUGAAGGCAGACCAGCCGCUGAUGACCACCGUGCGCAAUGCCAGCAAGAAAACCGGCGGAAGUACGAGGAAUAAGAAGGGCCAUGCGAGGCCCAAACAUCGCGGAUGGCGCGUCCAGGAUGGGCACCACGUCUCCGAGGGCACAAUACUGGCCACCCAGCUCACAACGCGCUUUCAUCCGGGCCUGAAUGUGGGCUUUGGCCGCAAUGGAACCCUUUUCGCCAUGGAGCACGGCAAGGUUUAUGUGACCUGCGAGGCCAUCGAUCCCAACUGGGACCACACCUGGAUUCAGCGGAACUACGCCGGUCGCCAGGGCCAGAACAUCUACAAGAAGUUCUUCAAUGUUGUGCCCGAAAAUCAGCAUCAGCGAUUUCGUCUAGUGGAGGAAAUCUAGAUUGUUAAAUACAAAAUUUAAACCAAAUGGAAAUGUGAAUAUUUGAAUUUUUGGCAAUUAACAUCGAUGUGCUUAACAGCACCUGUUAUAUUUACAUGCCAGCACGACCGUUAUACAGCACUGUAUUUAGCAAUGCUCUGAACCAACUAUCGAAUACACGCCCCGAAUUUGAAAAGAAAUCCAGUUAAUAGCCAGAUAUCAAUGCAACAUUUUCGAUUAUUAAUUUCGCAAAACUUUUUACAUUGCGAACUUCAAAAACAAAAACUACACUUCCCCCUUUUUUAGCCAAGCCGAACGCUAUUGAACUGUAAAAUGAACUUUAAUAAUAAGCCAUAAUCAUCUAUAAGAAAUUAUAAAAUUAUGCACAUGACGGUAUAGGCACUGCCUACAGAAUUUCGCUUAAAUCAAG
Molecule: messenger RNA, 896 nt
Organism: Drosophila melanogaster (fruit fly)
Lineage: Eukaryota; Metazoa; Arthropoda; Insecta; Diptera; Drosophilidae
Gene: mRpL27
Product: mitochondrial ribosomal protein L27
Exons: 3
Coding region: 71-487 (138 amino acids)
Biological process (GO): translation
Cellular component (GO): mitochondrion; mitochondrial inner membrane; ribosome
Molecular function (GO): structural constituent of ribosome
Source: RefSeq, marked reviewed